Molecule: messenger RNA, 852 nt
Organism: Populus trichocarpa (black cottonwood)
Lineage: Eukaryota; Viridiplantae; Streptophyta; Magnoliopsida; Malpighiales; Salicaceae
Product: wax ester synthase/diacylglycerol acyltransferase 4-like
Exons: 3
Coding region: 1-852 (283 amino acids)
Biological process (GO): triglyceride biosynthetic process
Cellular component (GO): plasma membrane
Molecular function (GO): diacylglycerol O-acyltransferase activity; long-chain-alcohol O-fatty-acyltransferase activity
Source: RefSeq, a predicted model, not a curated record
AUGAGAAUUUGGACACAGGUUACAAAUGAAGAUGGAGAACAACGAUGGAAAAGGGUUGAAGUGAGGCUGGAAGACCACGUAACUGUUCCUGUUUUUGCCGCCGGAAUGUCACCAGAAUUUUACGACAAAUGCCUUGAUGAUUAUCUAUCGAAGAUUGCAACGGAACAUUUACCACAAAGCAGACCGAUAGUUGAUAAUCCUUCUCUUCCCUUGACAUUUCCUUCUAUUCAAUCGCACACCAAUAAGGAUGGCAAAAACUUCAGCAUGUGCAGGACUGUGCAUAAAUUUUUCUCUACAGUUUACAACACCGCAUCAGAUUUUUCUUCGAGCAUUAUAAAGAGUUGUUUGAUUGAGGAUGACAAAACACCAAUCCGAUCUGGGCAACAUGGAGUGGAGUUUCUGCCUGCUGGCAUAGAAACAAUGACUUUCUCUCUCGAUCAUAUUAAGCAGAUCAAGAGCAAGCUUGGAGUGACACUAAAUGAUGUGAUUAGCGGGACAAUAUUCCUGGGGACAAGAUUAUACAUGGAAACAUUGAGCCCAGGAUCAAUCAAUGCAAACUCUACAUCAUUGGUGUUGCUAAACACGAGGAUGUUUGUAGGCAGCUACAAGUCAAUCGAAGAAAUGGUGGAACCCAAUGCUGACUCGCCAUGGGGCAACCAUUUUGCGUUCUUGAAUAUACCUGUUCCCAAGUUAAGGGAUGCAGCUGGGGCUGAAAACCCUCUCCAGUUUGUAUUCAAAGCAAGACAAAUCAUAAGGAGGAAGAGGAUGAGCUCUUUUGCUGUUUACCUCACCGCAAAGUACCUUCAACUUGUUAGCAAGUUUAGAGGUGCGCGCGAAGGUAUGGUUUUUUAA